AUGACCGCCCGUGCGAGGCACGGCCGAACCCCGCCCGGCCGCCGGCAGGACGCGGCCCGCGGGGCGCUGAGGCCGCGCUCCCCGAGGCCGGACCGGGGCCGCCCCGCCCCGGGCGGUGACAGCGUGCGGGGCCCGCCGGGGAGAGGCCCCGACCCACCCCCCCGGCCGCCCCCUCCCUCCGCCCGGCCACAGCCCGCGCACCCCCGGGGCGAGCCGCCCGCGGGCCCGGACCCACCUGCGCGGCGGCUGGGCGGCCGCAGCCCCGCCGGAGCCGGAGGCUGGCCAGCGCGGCGGCGGCUCCCGCAGAUACCGGCGCCCGCAGGCCCCGCCCCGCCCCGGGCUCCCCCCAGCGGCCGGCGAGGCGCGUUAACCCGACCCCCCCGGCCCGAGCGCGGCCCCUCACCUGCCUGUCAGCCCGCGGGGAGGGCACGGGCGGCGCCGGCCGCGCCCGGCUCGCUGGGCUGCGCUGGGCCCCGCUGGGCUGGGCUCAGCUCGGCUCAGCUCGGCUCGGCUCGGCUCGGCUCGGCUCGGCUCGGCUCGGAUCCGCUCCCGCCGCUUCUCCUCCGCCGCUCCCUCCCUCCCUCCCGCGCCCCCGGCGCGAGACACGCGCACGCCCCGCCCCCGCCGCCGCCACGCCCCGCCCCCGGCGUUACGUCACCGCCCGCGAGCGCCCCCAGGGAAGUUUGGCCGCUCUCCGGCGCCGUAGCGGCCGCUCCGGGCGGGAACUACGAACGGGAACUACGAACGGGCCGCGGCGGGGCUCAGGUACGGCGGGCAGGGCCCGGCGGGGCCUGGGAACCGGGCACAGAACCGGGGCAGAACCGGGGCAGAACCCGGCACAGAACCCGGCACAGAACCCGGCACAGAACCGGCACAGAACCCGGUACAGAAGCGGGGCCUCCCCUGCGGGCGGCGGGCCAGCGGCGCGCGCGGGGCCGGUGUUUCCUGAGGGAGCCUCGGGCAGACAGCACCUGA
Messenger RNA from Poecile atricapillus (Black-capped chickadee), 975 nucleotides. Its product is annotated as proline-rich protein HaeIII subfamily 1-like. Lineage: Eukaryota; Metazoa; Chordata; Aves; Passeriformes; Paridae. The transcript has a single exon. The record is from RefSeq and is a predicted model, not a curated record. The coding region runs from base 1 to 975 and encodes 324 amino acids.